Molecule: messenger RNA, 3252 nt
Organism: Trypanosoma grayi
Lineage: Eukaryota; Euglenozoa; Kinetoplastea; Trypanosomatida; Trypanosomatidae
Exons: 1
Coding region: 1-3252 (1083 amino acids)
Source: RefSeq, a predicted model, not a curated record
AUGCUGACGCACAAAGCAAUCUCUCAGAGUGCGCCUGUGUUGUCCCUGCUCGUGCGAGAGGCAUACCGUUCGCUGCAUUUCAGCAAUGCUGCAACAGCCAGCACUGUUAUUGCGGCGUUGGGCGAUCUGCGGGAGCCGCCGUUGAGUACGCACGCGCUUGUUCUGUCCGUGCUGACGGUGCUGCCAGACUUUCGGUGCUGUGUCCACGUGGCUCGUUUGAUGCGGGGAUUGUCACUGCUGCAAGUGCGGCACCCAAUGCUCACAGCGCAUCUUCUGAAGUGCUAUCUCCGCUGCUGCUUCGUCAAGGAAAGUACGACUGUCGUCGCACAGGGCGUGCUACCCACUGUGGGCUGCGGUGUUGUCCACCCACUGGUGUUUCUCUCCUCCUUCGCGACGGUCCUGCGGGUUCUUGAGUACCAACACUGCCCGCUGCGGUUUGUCGAUGCGCUCCUGGAUUCUGUAGAAGAGAUGUUGGGGUCGGGUCACGUAUUGGCAUCGCUGUGUCAGAGUCAUCAUAAGUAUCAUCACAGCGAGGACGGCGACGACAUCGACGGCUUUCAGUCUGAAGUGAACAGUGAGGGCACCUCGGCGGAUAUAUUCCUUGUGAUGCACUGUCAUGUGCUUCGGUGCCGCCGCCGCCGCCACCGCUGCUGUGGGCUUCAGCUGAAUCGCCUGGACGCUCUGCUCGCUUCCUUCGCCGGGCACCUGCAUUGUCGCCAUAUUCUGUCACUGCUGUUGGCCUUGGAGGGUGCAGGGGAACAUCGGCAGGAGUGGAGAACGCCGUUCUGCCAAGUGGGGGAAAUGGGUGAGUGCCAAAAGGUGCUGCUUCACAACUUGGCGCUUCGCCUUCAGCCGACGGUCCUUGCCCCCGGUUUGCUUACAAAAGCUGAGAUCGUGGCGGUGUUGCGGCACGUAAAUCACUUCAGUCUCAGUGGAGUUCCACAGGAUGCCCAAAGGCGACUCUGCCGUCUGGUGGAUGCAUUGUGCACUCUCUUAGAAACGGCGCCGUUGUCGUUGGACACUGUUCGGCAGCUCGCGGUGGACGAUCUCCUGGCGUGUGACGAAGGCAAUAAGGUGUCACGGCAGCUCAACGCAGUGUGGGUUUCAGAGUUUCCAAGAAAGCCGCGUCUGGGUUUUUUUCUAGAUGCGCUGCAGCAGGCGAUUGAGCCAAGUGAAAGCUGCCGUUCUGGUGGCGGGUACGAUUGCCGUUUGGCGGAAACGGUCCUCGAUGUGUGUCACCGUCUUCUUCUUCUUCGUAGCGUAGCUGGUGCCGGUGCGGUGUCUCUGGCAAGUAUCCGUCGAGCGUGCAAUCUUGCCUGCACCAUGCUGGACAAGUUGCGCCGCCGCGUUGUCCGUGUGGAUCCUACUGUUCAUUUGCGUCUCUUUGCCACAUGUGAGCCGCUGAAAGUGCUCCUGCGGCAAAGAGCGGCGUCCUCAGGAGAGGCAUAUGCGCUGCUGCUUACAGAGGAGAUAGCGCGCUACGAGACGGGCGUCAUUCAUUGCUUGGCAUCCACAAGCAUUGCCCACGACGUGUACCUGCGCCCUCUCUGCAGCAUCAUGUGCGGGCGGCAGCCUACGGAUGAACUGCUGGCGAUAGUUGACGGUGUCCUUCCAGCGAUAUGUGGUGGGCGGACUGCCACACGCGACACUGCGGAGCUCCUCGUGAAACUAGCCUCCGUGCUUCGCUCUGAAGAGUGGGUGAGGUUCUGUGGCGAUGAUGCGCGGUGGGUCAUGGUUGCUGCUUCCGCGCGGCUCAGAGAAGCAGUGAAGGUGCUGCACGUGACGGUGGCAUCUUCUGAAGAAGAUAUGCCGGCGCACCAUGCGUUGGGGGUGCUGCUAGGGCUUCUAGCAGUCAUUUGCCCGAUAGAGCGGCGGCGCGACAUGGGGCAGCAGCGCGCUUCGGUCGCCGCAUGUCUUCCAGCGUCUGUAAAGGCUCUCUCUGUCGCAUGCGGCCUGUUGCGGAGCUGCGCUGCGUGGAUUCCAGAGCCCCAAUUAUGCAGCAGUUCUCAAGACACCUUCGCGCUGCCCGUUGUGCACGCGUUAAGUGUCGCCGAGUACUACGCCUUGCAGAGCCGCUCGUCGAAGCAGUGGCGUCAUCUGUGCUGCGGCGCAGAGAACAGCUGCUGUGUGUUGGACGACUCCAACGACAAUCCUGACGCGUUUCAUCAACUUUCCGCAAGGUGGCAUGGAAGAGGGAUAGUGAUGGGGUUCACCUUGUGGCUGGGCGCGUUUCGGUGUGGCAUCGAGCUCGCGGAGGACGACACGCGGCGUGUCGCACGCACAAUGUUGGACAUGUGUGAGCUGCGACAGCUGCACCUCACGACUCUCCGUAGCGUCACGCAGCUCGUACUUUCAGACGGGGACUGGACGUGUCCGUCGCUGCGGCAACAGCUUCUUCGCGCCGUUCAUCUCAUGUUCGUCUGUGAGACCCCAUACGGUGAGGACGUUGUUGUGCCAAACCUUGCUGAACGGGUGGAGUUUGCACGUAUUGCUCCGCUGCUGAUAAUGGAGCUGUUUCGUGUUGUCCAUGUUUGUGCUGUUGGUGAAACCCCUGCACUUAAGGUGGAGCACGGAGCUGCGCCAAGCAGUGUGUCGCUGCCAUCCUGCCUGACGGGCAGUGACUUUGAGAUGGAUGGAGUAGAGUUGGCUGAGCUUCUUUUGCGGUUGUUGGAUGAAUUUCAGAGGAGUGAAGAGUCAAGGCGGCCUUUGCGUGCGCUUCAUUGUGUUGUGUGGGACUCGCUCACGUGCAUCGCGUCUUUGAGUAGCGUUCUCAAUGACUGGGUUGAGAGGUUUCGUCAGAGCCGCUCCUUUCACGCGGAGGAUGUGUUGGACGGCAAUGGAGGCAGUGGUAUCCUCCACCAGCAGCAUGGAGACCGCGCGGCCGUUAUUGUGGCCAACACUCGCAACACACUGCUAUGGUCCCUACUGAUCCUUGCCUGUUUUAUGCGGCACCCGAAGUCUGCGCUCGACGCCAACACGGCGGCGCAGCUGGCGGCAGCGCGACAUGCCGUUGCGCGGCUCGUCCAGUUGGUGUCGCACCACAUGCCGAUCCUGCGGCGAUGCCGCCCGGCACCCGAGUCGCUCUUGGCGCUGCGUCUGUGUGAGGCGGUGGAGGGGACCUCUGGCGCCCCAGCAGGAAGCGAGUUUGUGUCUGUUGUUCUUUCGGAGGUAUUGCGCCGUGAAAAGGACCAUUUGUGUUUCUGGGAAGGCGCGUUUAGUGAUGUGGCCGAGGCAUUGAGGCGCUACUUGUGA